GUUACCCACCAUCCCUGGCUGCGGCACGAUGGAGGAGGGAGGCUGAAUGAGCCAAUUCCGCUGCGGUGCAUCAGAGACGGCGCAUUUCUCUCCGGUCGUGGAUGCACGCGGACAGCUCAAAGAGGUGGCAACCCCCACUCCCAGCGCUUGCGGCUCUUGCGAAGGGAGGCUGCGCAUAAAUCCGUCCUACCUCCCUGCCCGUGGAUGCCCUUUCGGCUGCCCCCUUGGGAUGGAGGCUCCUGCUGGAAUGACCUCGGAGGACUACGCAGAGCAACACGUAGAGUUGCAAAGACUUCAAAUAUAUUUGGAAACGAAACAUCAUCAGGAAGACAAGGAGAUGGCAAACAUAAAAUUCAUUUCCAAAGAUAUGAAGUCGCCCUCUCAACCCCACAUUCUUGCAGGAAACAACUUGGCGCUGAUGGAAAACAAACUCAUGCCAAUGCACUCUCUUGGGUCUCCGGGCCACGAGAUGGAUGCGAAGGCUUGCACGAGUAGGCAAAUACGAGGAGAGCCUGGCAUUGAUUUCAGAGCCGUGUGUGGCACGGACAAUGCUCACGGCCUAAUGGACGGCACUUCAGAGCCAGUCGAUCUGUUAGCUGCCAACUUGGAAGGAAACUUGCUGGGCUUGGCAGAUUUCGCUUGGCACACCUCAAACACGAACGCAACCCCGAGCAGUGGGGUCGGCGCCAACGCUGAUGAAUCCGUGGACGGGCUCCACCUGGUCAAGGAGGACGCGGGUCUCGGCGGUCUGAACGAUGGUGCGGGCGACACCAGCUGCUACGAGCGGCCACCGCCCGUGUCGAAGUCCGGGGCCGACUGGCGCGCCGUGCUGAGUCUGCCCGCGCUGGAGGGGUGGCUGCGGGACGCGGCUGGCAGGGUGAGGGCCCUGGCGGACUUCAUGGGGAGCGACGCGCGGCGAGCCACGCACCACGUGGACGCGUGCCUCAUUCAGCUGAAGGAGAUUUGCGAGGAGAUCUGGGAGCACGUGGAGGUGAUCCACGCGCUCCAGGAGGCCGAGUUCCCGCUGCGGCUGCUCGCCGUCUCCGUGCAGGUGCUGCUCGACAUCCAGGCCGUGCACCUACUGUGGCACCGGUUGCGCGUCUCCACGCUGCUGCUGCGUGAGCGCGUGCUGCGCGGCCUGCAGCUCCGCGCCACCACUGCGCACGUCCCCACCGUCACGGCCGCUGCCGACAUGCGUGGCGACGGUGCCCACGAGCAGGAGCAGGAGGAGCAGGAGGAGCAGCGGGAGGAGGAGGAGGAGGACGAAGUGCACCGGAACUGCAUGGGCAUCGUCAUGGACGACGAUGAGGAGGAAGAGGAGGAGGAGGAAGAGGAGGAGCAGAGCGAGACGCAGCUGCUGAUUCGCCGCCCGGCCGACUACUUCUCGCUGGACUGCGGCAUCACGGCCUCCGAGCUCUCGGCCUACAGCCCCCGGGAGGAUGAUCCGCCCUCCCCGCCGUCGCUGGCGCUGCCGCCGGGCACGGGCGGAGCCGGGAGCGCCACCCCGACGCGGCCGACGGACGCCGCCCCGGAGGGACGGUCGCGUCCCCUUGAUGUGGCGACCCCUUCUCUGUUCGAUGAGGCGAAAGACGCCGGCGCGGGUUCGGAGCAAGUCAGGGACUCGGACAGCGACUCUGAUUCGUUGCCGCCGAGAAAUACACGGGGCAGCGUCUGUGCUGGGAUGAAUGCGGCUGAUGCUUCCUACCUUAAGAUGUCAUUUUUUGGGUCGGUUAGCGGUGUCCAACAAUCAUUCGUGGAUGUGUGUGGAAAUGCGAGCAUGGGUGCCGUUGGCGGAGACGAGAGUCGCAGCGAAAGCGAUAUUUCCUUGGAUGAAGAUGAAGACGGAUCACACGAUGCGACGUAUCAGGGGGCUGGCGUGGAAGCAUCGGGGGAAAUCGGUUAUAGCGUUGCUUUGGGCAGAGCGCCGAGCGGAGGAAGCGUGGGCAUGACCAACAAGCAGUGGAACGACACUCGGGACAGCAUCACCACAUUCAACACGGCGCUGAAUGCUGCCUCCUCGGUGGCUUUUCUUGGACGCCCGACGCAGAUACAUUUGAACCUGAGAAACGUAAACGCUGGCGAAGUGGACAAUCGCGCGGACGGGUCGGCGUAUGUCAAUGCGACGGAAGGAUCGUCCCGCCCGGGCACGAAUCGGCGUCCGAGGGACGAUUCCGCCGCUGCCCAGGGCCGAGCUUGCGAGUAUUUCCAGGCCUCCUCACGCCCCAAGGCAGACGAUGACGACGACGAGGAUGUCGCUCGCGGGAGGAGCGGACGCCCAUCUCGGCGCGGACCCAGCGACGACGGGCGCGCGGAGAGAGUGAGCAACCGCCGGCACUUCAACCCGCAGAGCCCUCCACGCUCGUCGGCACCGGCGGCCUCCGAGUCUCAGUACUGCGUCGUCGGGAACGCCGCACAGGCACCGGAUGCUCGGAGCCGGAGGGACGACGCCUACCUGGCCCUCGCCAGCAGCGACGCCGCGCCUACGAUCGAUCCUCUGCCCAUCGACUUCGGCUCGAACAACGUGGCCGCGACGGCCAGAGACGACGUCUCCCCGAGCGGCGAGUCCCAGGAGUACAUGGCCUUGCCGUCGCUGCUGCUGCUGCGGGAGCCCGGCUUCCUCUCGCUGAAGCUCGAUGGCUUGGACACGCUGCUGCGCCGCGGCACGACGGGCGCCAGGGUGUGCGACGUCAGCGACUGGGAGCUGUCGGGCACGUCCUCCGGCGUCGCGUCCCCGCACGCCUUCAGCCCCGUGAGCGAGCCCUGGGAUGGCGACAGCAGUGAGGGCAAGGCCUCCGGCAGGAGCGGCGGGGGCACCUCGUCACCCGCGUUCCCCGCGGGAUCGCCCGGCUCCAGCGGCGCCUUCCUGUCCGACGCGGGCUCGCGCGACUCCGGGGCGAGCUCGCCCGACGGGUGGCAGGCUGAAACCGGCUGGUGGGAGAUGGACGACGCGAGGGCGGACGAGGGGAAGGGCGGCGGCGGUGGCCGCUCCCUCGACAAGACCUUUGGCUCGGCCACAUCCGACGAGUCGUUCCUUUUCGAGUCGGACUUUUCGGACUCGCCGGGCCCCGCGGAGGGGGAGGAGGACACGGCGUGCGGGCCCCGCUGGGUGGCGGAGAGCGGCCUGGACGAUGCCGCGUGCUGCAGCAUCCCCUCGCUGAGGCAGGAGCUGCACAGGUGCCUCAAGUGUCGAGGAGACGGCAGGCAGAUGGAAGAGAAGAUUGAGAGCUUCGUGGAGAGGCUGCUGGAGCUGACUUCGUGGCUGCAGCAGGCGGAGGAGCAGGCGGAGAGCAUGGGCCCUCCACGUCCCGACACCCAGAGCCUCAAGCUGUACCUGCACAACCACCUGAGUUUUAAGAUGAGCAUGGAGAGCCGUUGCGCGAUGAAGGAUGAAGUGGUGGAAGAAGGAAAGCAGUUUUUGGAUUUGCUCGGGGCGAGGCUGUCUGGUCUGCCAGGGCUGCUGGGCUGGCUCGAGGCCGCGUGGACGUCGCUCCAGGCCCACAUCUGCCGGCAGCACCGCUGGCUCCUGGCCGCCCUGGACGUGGCCAAGGCCGGGAUCCUGGCGUCGCACCAGGCCCGCCCGCACGCCACGGGGCACGCCCAGCCGCAGGGCGAGGGUCAGCUGCUGGAUCUGGAGCUGGCGCGAGACACUGUGGAGCAUCUGUCCCUCCGACUGCACCACGAGCGCUACCUGGGCCACGCGCAGGGGGCGGCGCGGGCCGCGCGCUCCCUCUCGCUCGCCAGCGACGCUCGGCGCAACGACAGUUGCGAAGAGUUUGGUGCCAACUGCCUGGAGUUGUGGGAUUGGCUCUGCGAUGUGGAGGCGGUGAUGUCGGAGGACAACGACUUGAUGAUGUCAGAGGAGCACUGGCACCAGCUGUCUAAGGUUUACCGUGUGGAGCUCACCAUGUGGCUGCCCAAGAAGAGGCAGAUCUUCACCCAGGGGCAGGAGCUUGUGAGCCUCAACCAGACGCUCACGACGGAUACCGUGCGCUUCAAGCUGGAGCAGCUGGACGCCAAGUGGAACUCGGUCGAGAGUUUCCUGGCGGCGGCGUGCGGGGAGCCCGCGGAGCCGCCGGCGUGCGAGUCGCUGAGCCCCGCCGCGGCGCAGCUGGUGUGCCGCCUCGAGGGGCGCGUGCGCGAGCUCAAGGCCUGGCUGCGCGACGCCGAGAUGCUCGUGUUUGACGGGUGCGUCGAGCGGCGCGCGCCCACCGACCUCGACCGCCAGCUCGACCACUUCAAGUCCCUGUGCCACGAGAUACGGCGCCGGCGAGGAGGGGUGGCGGCCCUGGUGCGUCUGUGCCACCGGCUGCUGGAGGGGGUGGGCGGUGCCGGCGACGGUGGCGCCGGGGAGAGGGGGGCGGCCGGCGUUGGCCACCCGGGGGCGGACGGGCAGAACCUGCAGCUGGCCGCCGUGUCGCUGGAGCGACGCUGGGAGGCUGUCGUGCUGCAGGCCGUGCACUGGCAGUCGCGCCUCCAGCGCCGGCUCAACGCGGAGCAGGUGACCUUGAACUACGUGGACGCCUCCCAGUCCGACUUGUCGGUCUCUCCCGUGGAGGGUCUGGAAUGGGAUGAAACGGACCUGGGAAAUGAGCUCUCGGCUGCCCGCGCUGAGCAGCCACCUGCGGUCACCUCCUCCACGCCGAGUGACACCGGCAAACCUUCGGCCGUAGACACGUGGAGCAUGGGCCAGUCAUUCCUCCAGGCCGGCCACGAUUCCGGCUUCUCCCCCGGCUCCUGCCAGAGCCCCGGUCGCAUGGACGGAACGACUCGGCGAUUGGCGGCGGCGGCGGAGGAGUCGAGCAAAGGCGGCCGUGGUCGAUCCGCCGAGCCACGGCAGGCCGACGGUCAGGACUCGUUCUCGUCGACGGACUCGCUGCUCAACCUCCUGGACGGGCUGCUGCUGGCCGGGAGCGGCGGCGGAGGCGGCGGAGGUGGCGGCGGAGGCGGCGAGCGCUCGUGCGAGUGCGAGAGCGGCAUCGCCAGCGAGGGCGACGUGGCCACGACGUCGGACUCUGGGCUCCUCUCGGAGGUGCAGGACCUCGACGGCGACACGUCCUCCAGGGUGGAAGACGCGGCGCCGGCCUACAGGCCCGAUCCUUUCGCCAGGCUCCUCACCUUUGCGGGCUACGCCAGCUCGCUGUCGGAUGAGGAAUGCGACGAAUACCUGGACACGGGCAAGGAAACCGGGAGUAAUCCAGGUGCCAAAAGCCCGACGCAAGGGCACGAUGGUGAUUCUGAGCUCGAGAAGGCGCUAAUCUUCUAUGAUUACUCGUACCUGAAAGAGGACAGUCUGGAGAACGUCAUGGCUAUCUCCGACUUGCCUACAGUAGUUAUACAAGACGACAGCGCGCUUGAUUUAAGCAACAGAAACAAGACGUCUAAUAACGCACUGACGAGUACCAAUCCGUGCUAUUCUGAAGUUGCAGGGUAUGUGCACGAUCAUGAAAGCAAAGGCCAGCUGAGCCCAAUAUCAUCUUUUAUGGGGCAGCAUUCGAGUAACGUGUUCCAGAAAUUUGAACUGGGGAGAAUGUGCGCGGGAAAAGGUGAUCACUUUGAUACCAUGAUCCAGAGGGAGGACUUUGUGAACGUAGCCAGGAAAAGUCCUCGGAGCUUCACGUCAAGCUGUCUUACUGAAAGCAACAAAUCAGGAAGAAGUGCCUACUUGAAUGAAAGCAGCUUGCAGCUUCUUCAGGGGUCAGAGUUGUCACAAGCCGCAGUCCACAAACGUUCUGAUUUCAAGGAGAGUAACAGCUGCAACGAGGCAUCGUCAAGCACAGAGACCAAACCGAUGUCAGGGGUGAGAGGCCACAGUUGGGAGGACAACUCGCUCGUUGUCGAUGGCCUAGCGAACAGGCCGGCUAUCCCCCUCGAUGGGAAGGCUGACGAUGGACGGCAGAGCGGCUCCCUGCUGGACGAUGACGUCAACGUGAGCUUGAUCGUCAACACCUCCAGGGCGUCCGUGUGCUCGGACGACGAAGAGGACGACAUUGAUUUGCUGUCCAGCUCCAGCACCACGCUGAGCGGCGACAGCAACGAGCUGGAGAAAGACAGCUCCUCCAACUCCGAGGGCUGGUGCAUCGACUCGGACUUCAGUGACAGCUCUUCGCUGGAUGACGAGCUGAAGGAUCAAAAGUUUUACGUCACUCCCCCGUGGGAAAACAUCUCAAAGGGAAGGCCUCUGCUGCACAGCAGUAACCCCGUGUUACUGACGAGCAAGCUCUACUCGCGCUUUUCAGUAUCACCCCUGGCCACAACAGGAAACUUCUUUGGCUCGAGUUUUAGAGUGGAGCCUGGAAGCUUUCCGGCCGAUAGCGCUCGCGAAGGGCAAGUGGAUCCGCUCCUGGACGAUAUUAAAAAUGGCAACAUAAGCCAUGCCUAUGAAACGGUACAUGAAGCUGCACGUGCCGAAAGGUGGGACCGUGGAGAUCCCAGUAUUCACAACCAGACCUCUUUGAAAAUGCGGCAAGGGGCUUUCCAAAGUUUGGCUGACGCAUAUACUCCGUACAAUGAUAUGGACGCAAAGUAUGAGUACGCUGUUGGGCGUGAGAUCUUUAACAGGGGUGACAAUUACCCUCAGCUUCCUGAAAAUGUCAUCUCCCUGACUCGACAAAGGGAAUAUCCGAAUAGGCCGACGAGAAAUAACAGUGACGCGGUGAACUCCAACGGAGGUGACAGAGAGGCCAUUGAGCUCGGGAAUGAAUUGUCCUCAUUGCGUCACAGAGCCUCAGAGCAUCUCAACAAUCGCAAAUCGACGGAAUCCUCCAAUGGACUCGGAUUUCUUCUCAGAGACGACUCGGACUCGUCGCUCUCCGCACACACCGACGACGACAACGUCCGCGACGUUGACUGCGAGCCCAUCGCGCCGCCGCCCGAUCCCUGCAGGGCUUCCCGCUCUCUUCUUUCCUGGGACAAUGAAGAGGCUCGUACCAAAUUGCGCGCGACGGAGAAGCGCUCUUGGACUCGUCCCGUCCCCGGAAGAGGAGCAACGCUAAGCGUAAAGAGCAGCGGCAGGGAAGAGCAGUGUGUAGUAUCCAAGCUUCUGGAAAGCCAGGCCUGUGUCAGAACAUCUGAAUUGCGGGAACAGGUUAUGGGUGUUCACAGCUACGUGAAUGGAGUUAUAGAAGCAGCCAUUACCCACAUUAAGGAAUCUGAGACGACCGCCCCCUCCUUCUCUCCGUCUUUCGACGUUGAAAUUACCCGCCACAAGGAAAAGGUUCAUUUGCGUGGGGAGUCGGUGUCGCGCUUCUCGCAAGAGACUGGGUGUAGGGAGCUUAGUAAUCACGGUGGGGCCACAGAAGGAGGAUGGCCCGCGAGGAACGUGAGUGGCGACAGUCUUUGCCGCCGCUCUGCUGUGGCCGGUGCUGAGGAGAGCUGUCCGGGCGGAAGCUGUCGGGAGAACGGGGAUGUCGCGCCGCAGGGAGGAGCCGCGGGAACGCGGCGGCGUCAUGACUCAACGAGAGCAGAGGUGGAGGCGGCGCUGUCAGGCCUGCGCCGCCAGGUGAUGACAGAUGAGCCUGCGGAUGCCGAUCAAGAAUACAAAACAUCGGCAGUGGAGUCGGUCCGCCCAUCACUGGACCGGCCAUCGCAUACGUUUCCAGCUGCUCAAAAUGAAAAGCUAUCCACGCCCACCUCGUCCCACCUCAAGCCCAAAACGUCUCGCAACGGGUGUCCCACAGACGCGCACGCAACCCCAGGCCGCCACAACUUCAUCGACCGCCCGGCUCCAGGCAGUGGAACGCUCUGCAAUCCGAGAUCCCCGCCGGAAAACUCGAACUCCCGGCCGCACAGCGAGGCCUCCGAUGGAGCGGGCUGGGACGUCAACCGCAACAGCGAGGAGCAGCAGGCGUGGGGUGGCGGUGCGGAGGCCACGCCGGGCACCGCCGCCCGGAACUCGCCGACGGCGAGGAAACGCCCCCAGAUGGGCACCAAGAGCCUGGGCGGAGGCGGCGGCGGCGGCGAGACGCUAACCUUGGCAGCCACGUCGUCGGCGUCACGGUCGCCACCCUCGCCAGUGAAGGAGCUUGCGUCGAUGGAAGCCGCGUGGGGCAAUCCGCCGGCUCAUGAGAAGAGACUCGCAGACGGUGGCGGAACCUGCGGCAGCUGCGUCCCGCGCCUCUGCGAGUGGACGGGGCCCAUCCCUCCCGUACGCGCCGGCUGGAAGGCGCCGUCCGUGCGUCUGCCAUGGAAGGGGCCCUUGGAACACAAACCGUUGCCCGGUUCGCCAGCCCAGAUGUCAAUAGCAGCAAAGCAAGAUCAGAAUCAAAGAAAUGAAACGUCGGGACGUCUCUGUGGCUUCCCCAAAGACGUGAUUCCUUCCCGCGCAACUGGCGAGGGCGGUUUCAAGAAGGUGUCGACGGUGAGCGAAGGUUUGGUUGACGAAAGUCGCAAGGAGUUCCAAGAGAGUUUACGCGGUGUGAGAAGAAGAGCAGCUGACGAGGGGCUUGUAAGUGGAGCGGAAUCGAGGAAGGGAAAUCUGAAAGUUGCCGGUGGUGAUUUGAACGUGCGCAGCAGAAACCCGCAGGUGCAGAAUAGGAUGGCGAAGGCCGUUGAAAGGCCCGUAAGAAAAAUGGUAAAGCGAGAUGAACAAUAUCAACACGUUGUUGAGAAGAAGAGGGAAGUUGUGCCGAAGGGCAGCGGUGUGAGCGCGAGUCUCGUGGAAGAGCAGAAGAAUUUUAAGAACAGCAGUGGUGGCAGCGGCGGCGGCAUUCCGCUUACGAUCAAAGGCGGAAUGAACUUUGCCGGUGACGGUGACGCCGACAUUGACGACAUCUCCAAGGUGGUGGCGAGCCACGCGGGGCGCGUGUGGAACGUCGGCUGCCUCAUCUGGCUGAUGCUUUUGCUUGUGCUGUGGUUGGUGGCCGUCGGUCCCAGCUUCAUCGCGCCCAGCAACUGCAUGCGGUCGCGAUCAUCCCUCGCCUCCAUGGGGAUCACGCUGAGCUACCCGUGGGGGUCCCCACCCAUCUAGGGGAUUGGGGGUGCUGGGGGUGGUGGGGCAGCGGCGGUGGCACGACCCGCACACUAUCAGUUUCGCUUAAAGCCGGGGGUGCGUAAUCCUGCCUGUUGAUUGGUCGUACUUGGCGAGCUUGUAAGAGGAUGGCGUUAGCAGGACGAGGAUUCGGUUUUUAGUGUUUGCCGUUGGUGAGCUUAGUAUGGUGUAAUUGUUAUUUUAAGGACCGGCACAAUUGUUGCCGGUGGAGGAGUGAUAUUAAUAAUCGACAAAGGGAGGGAGUUUAGGGAAUUUAAUGUUACGUACACGCUUUUUAAACAAUAGCAGGAAAGUUACGGGUUAUUGUUUAUAUUUGUAUGGUUAAUUUUAAUGGCUCCCUUGUUAAAAGAAACAUUCUUAUUGGGCAGGAAUACGUCCUGUAAAAAUAUAUAUUUUAAGUUAUGGUCAAACAGCACCUCCCAUAUAUAAUAUGAGAAAAUUAGCAAAGGGGUAGAUUAUGAAACUUGCGGUUUAAAGUUAUAAUUUUUAAUUGUGAUGAGGGAUGAUAAAGUUAAAACUAUAGAUUUGUGUCACGGUAAUCUUCAAAGCAAGAGCAUCUUGAACAGACGUGAAGAAUAACCAGCUAUCGAUUAUAAGCACAAACGUGUCAUCGUUUAAGAAUUUAAACAGUACAGUAAACAGCUACGCAAUAUAAUAGUACCGUUAAGUUCUAUAACAGCCGUUCAAAACACCCAUAUUCUUCGUUAUGAAGUUUUUUGGGUUAGCGUCAAUGUAAACGUGUCGUAAAUCCACCUCCACCUGACAUAACCAAUGAGUAUGAACUUUUCAGUUUCAUUUAUUAGGUAUAUUUCAUUUAUUAUGUAUUAAUGAAACUUGACGUUUCACUGGCAAUUACAGCAACCAGGUUCAUCAGGUUAUUGCCAGACAAUAGCAGGCAAUUCUCAAAUUGUAAAUGUUGUGGGUUUACUCUCCAACACACCGGUGUGCUGAAGUUGUAACUAAUUGGUAUGUUUAGUUCACGUGAUAAACAUUACUAAUUGGCUGUGUCGGUGGGUUUAUGACAUAUUUACAUUUAAGCUAUCUAACCCACAAAACGUUAUCAUCUAUAAUAUUGGAUGUGAAAGCCUACGUUUUAAUACGACCCAUAUUCUUGCCAAAUGUGCAAUCGUUUGUGGCAGUACAAUAUAAUAUGACAGCUUGGGGGGCAUUCUGAAUACAGCAUAAGGUAAGUGCAGCUUGUUUAUGUAUUUUCUAUUACAGUAUUUUGUUUCUGUGUUUUUUCAACGCUUAGAUUGUUGCUGCUGUCGUCCGUGCGUGUGUUGUGGGUAUUUGCCACUGAAUCUCAAUCUCAGCGCCUGUCACCGUAGCGGUCGAAAUUCAUGUGGUGGCAACACGAGUGAUCGACUCAUUGGAAAUUGAACGGGAGAAGUCAUUGGUGCACCCGAGACGAAAAUGUUAAUUUCACUGGUAGAAAUGUAACAAUUUAGGAUUGUCGGGAUAUUGUGAACAAUUUUGAACUGGAGGUUUUGAAAUUAUCUCCAACCUCUUCAUGCGCACACAUACGCCCUCCACCUACCGUGCUGUGUGUCAAGCGAACUUGAAUUUCCGUAAACUGUCAGAGUUACACCCCUCUUGUAGGAACCAUCUGACCUACCGUCGCUUGCAUUGCAGAGUGGACAGGGUGUUGCCAUUGGUUGGGUUGGCUCCUGGAGGCCAGACCAGAUGCUCUCACUUUGUCGGUGCCACCUGAGGGGGCAUGGAGCUUUAGCGGUUCCAAUUUCUUUGCGUGGCCAAUAGCAGUGAUUUUUUUUUUGUGAACACCACUUGAAAUGAGUGGGGUUAUCGAGGUAAUCCACUUCUAUUGGCCGUAUUAAUGGGCUACUACCUCUGAGGUGGUACCAACUUCUUCUCUGGCUCACGGAAUAGUAGUCAAGUGAGGUUUGACCAAAGUGUAAUGCUUUCUACGUUAGUGCAAUAAUACAUUAAUGCUUCAUUUCAUUAUGUGUGCUCAUCAUGAACCUUUAACGUUCUUUCACCUGGCUGUAUUCACAAAGUAUUACCGAAGCACUUUUCAGUUUUUUCCGUGUAUUUUAUAAAGUUAAUUUGUUUAACACUAUGUUUAUUUUUAAUCGGAUUGUUUUAGGACAUUAAGGUAAAACGUACUAUAACUGAACUUGAUAAGUUGUGCUUUUUUGGUUUUGUGUGUACUGUAUAUAAUCAGUAAUGAGUUGAUCGUCAAUGUUAACAAUAUUUUGACGUCAUGUAUAUAUCUAAUCAGAGCUACACAGAUAACAGAACUACAAGGGAAAUGAAAACAGCAGUAAGAAAGACUGCUAUAUUCCCAAAUAUUUGGAAAUACAGUACGGCACCGUGCUCUUACGGUGUUAAAGGUCCCCAUUUAGUCUGCAAGCCCAGGCCAAGUAUUCUACUUGUAGGUACCACAUGAGUUGGCAAACUACAGCAGUUCCAUUUUCUUCAAAUGGCCAACGAGAGUGAAUUAUGUGAUACCCAUUAAUGAGUAAGUUAUCAAGUAAUUCACUCAUAAUAUCCGUAUUAAACUAAACUGAAUUAUUAAAAUUUUACCAGGUAAGGCCCACUGAUCUAUACAGUUCUUCAAAAGCGGCCUAUCCGCAAAUGACAGCUCAACAAAGUCGCUUAUCAUGUAUACUCUAAACGCAUGUUUCUAAAUGUGGACGGAAAAGCCGUAGGACCCGGAGAAAAAAAAUCCACAUAAGGCAUCAGGGUCGGGAUCAAACCUACGACCUCCUGUAUAGCAGGUGAGAUAGUUAACAUCUCUCCACCGAAUUAGAGAUUUGCUACCUAAUGUUUGGUGCAUGGACUUAAUUGUACCGGAUAAUGUUGCUAAUGGGUUGCUAUGGACUUGCACCAUUGAGCGUGGUUUAAUGCGUCACUCCUCUAAUCGUAACUAUAACCUGAACAUGUUUCCAAAGCUGCCUCCUCUCUGGUCGUCUGGCAAAUAGGAAUGUACACGAUUUGGAUCUGUUGUCACCGCCAGUGUCGAGCAGAGUUGCGUCUGCCCUUUCCCAAGAGAAGCGAUGCCUAAAAUGUCAACAGACUCGUGAUUGAUGGCCCGGGUGAGGGGGAGUGUGCCACGUGCAGUACAGUGAGAGCCUCUGCGGGAUGGGGCAGAGGUCGCAAACGGGUUUUGAUUCCUUAUAUACUCUUAGUUCUUUCGGUAAAGUCACGUAGGUAAAAAAUGAAAUUAAAAUUAAUAAAAAUAAAACAAUAAAAAUCACGAAGUUUUGGAGGCAACACAAGCUUUCGUCUUCAGGUUUUUUUUUAUUAAUUUUAAUUUCAUUUUUUACCUACGUGACAUUACCGAAAGAACUAAGAGUAUGAAUCCUUGCAGUCACGAAAGCUUCAAAUCUAGAAUUUGAUUCCUUACCCGUACCCGGCCGCACCAGGGUCGCAGAUGGCUACCCGUACCCGGCCGGGUACGGGUAGCCGAGUAUCGGAUAGGGUACGGGUAUCGGGUACCCGGUUGCGACCUCUGGGAUGGGGUGAGCGUUGGAGCGGCAAGCUGGGGUCAACGUGGGACCCGGCCCUACUCGGGGACUACCAGGGGUGCUGACCCUGCCCGUCUGUGAUCUGUCUCUCUCUGUAUUUCUGUCUUUGCAUUUGUCUCUGUGUGUCUGUCUCUCUGUGCUUCUGUGUCUAUCUAUGUGUGUGUGUGUGUUUCUGGGUCUGUCUGUGUCUCUUUGUCUCUCCCCAUCUUUGGUUUUCCGUCUCUGUCUGUGUGUGAGUGUCUAUGUAUGUCCUCGUAUCUGCGUCUUUCUAUCUCUCACUGUCUCUUUCUGUCUCUGUGUCAAUGUAUGUCUGCGUAUUUCUCUGCAAUUGUAUAGCUGCAUGUGUUUGUUUCUGUGUCUCUAUGCUUAUCUCUGUGUCUCUCAUGUUGUCUCUUUUUGUAUGUGUCUCGGUUGUCUAUAUUUUUCUGACUCUGUGUGUGUCUAUCUCUCUGUAUGUUUUGUGUCUUUGCGGCUGUCUCCGUGUCUACGUAUUUCUGUAUUUCGCUGUGUCUAUCUGUGUCUUUAUGUAUGUGUGUUUGUAUGUGUCUCACUGUGUUUUUCUUUGUGUAUGUCUGUCUCUCUCUGUAUCUCUGUGUAUAUCUCUGUGGCUCUAGUGACUUUCCCUGUGUUUGUAUGUGUCCGUAUUUGUGUCUUUAUGUCUGUCUCUGUAUGUAUCUUCCUCUGUGUCACUGCAUCUUGUCUUUACGUCUGUGUGUGUGUCUGUGUAUGUCUCCCCGUGUCUAUCUCUGGGUGCCUGUCUCUGUGUCUGUCUCUGUGUGUUUCUCUGUGUAUUUGUGUGUCUCUAUGUGUCUUUGUGUCUAUCUCUGUGUCUUUCUCACUUCUCUUUUGACUAUCUCUCAGCAUGUGUCCGUCUCUGUGUGUCAUUGUGUCUGUGUCUGUGUGUCUUUGUGUCUGUCUCUGUGUGUCUUUGUGUCUGUCUCUGUGUGUAUUUGUGUUUGUCUCUGUGUGUCUGUCUCUGUGUGUCGUUGUGUCUGUCUCUGUGUGUCGUUGUGUCUGUCUCUGUGUGUCUGUCUCUGUCUGUCUCUGUCGUUGUCUCUGUGUGUCUUUGUGUCUGUCUCUGUGUGUCUUUGUGUCUGUCUAUGUGUGUCUGUGUGUCUGUCUCUGUGUGUCUGUCUGUCUCUGUGUGUCUUUGUGUCUGUCUCUGUGUGUCUUUGUGUCUGUCUGUCUCUGUGUGUCUGUCUGUCUCUUGUGUCUGUCUCUGUGUGUCUUUGUGUCUGUCUCUGUGUGUCUUUGUGUUUGUCUCUGUGUCUUUGUGUCUGUCUGUCUAUGUGUGUCUUUGUGUCUGUCUCUGUGUGUCUUUGUGUAUGUCUCUGUGUGUCUGUCUCUGUGUGUCGUUGUGUCUGUCUCUGUGUGUCGUGUCUGUCUCUGUGUGUCUGUCUCUGUCUGUCUCUGUCGUUGUGUCUCUGUGUGUCUUUGUGUCUGUCUCUGUGUGUCUUUGUGUCUGUCUCUGUGUGUCUGUCUGUCUCUGUGUGUCUUUGUGUCUGUCUCUGUGUGUCUUUGUGUCUGUCUGUCUCUGUGUGUCUGUCUGUCUCUUGUGUCUGUCUCUGUGUGUCUUUGUGUCUGUCUCUGUGUGUCUUUGUGUCUGUCUGUCUAUGUGUGUCUUUGUGUGUGUCUUUGUGUCUCUGUGUCUGUCUCUGUGUGUCUUUGUGUGUCUUUGUGUCUGUUUCUGUGUGUCUUUGUAUCUGUCUCUGUGUGUCUGUCUACCUCUGUGUGUCUUUGUGUCUUUGUGACUGUCUCUGUGUGUCUGUCUGUCUCUGUGUGUCUUUGUGUCUGUCUCUGUGUGUCUGUCUCUGUGUGUAUUUGUGUCUGUCUCUGUGUGUCUUUGUGGGCCUCUGUCUCUGUGUGUCUUUGUGUCUGUCUCUGUGUGUCUUUGUGUCUGUUUCUGUGUGUAUUUGUGUCUGUCUCUGUGUGUCUUUGUGUCUUUGUGACUAUCUCUGUGUGUCUUUGUGUCUGUCUCUGUGUGUCUUUGUGUCUGUCUCUGUGUGUCUUUGUGUCUGUCUGUCUUUGUGUGUCUUUGUGUGUGUCUUUGUGUCUCUGUGUGUCUGUCUCUGUGUGUCUUUGUGUCUGUCUCUGUGUGUCUUUGUGUCUGUCUCUCUGUGUGUCUGUCUGUCACUGUGUGUCUUUGUGUCUGUCUCUGUGUGUCUUUGUGUCUGUCUGUCUCUGUGUGUCUGUCUGUCUGUGUGUCUGUCUGUCUCUGUGUCUGUCUCUGUGUGUCUUUGUGUCUGUCUGUCUAUGUGUGUCUUUGUGUGUGUCUUUGUGUCUCUGUGUGUUUGUCUCUGUGUGUCUUUGUGUUUGUCUCUGUGUGUCUUUGUGUCUGUCUCUGUGUGUCUUUGUAUCUGUCUCUGUGUGUCUUUGUGUAUCUGUGUGUCUGUCUCUGUGUGUCGUUGUGUCUGUUUCUGUGUGUCUUUGUAUCUGUCUCUGUGUGUCUGUCUAUCUCUGUGUGUCUUUGUGUCUUUGUGACUGUCUCUGUGUGUCUGUCUGUCUCUGUGUGUCUCUGUGUGUCUGUCUCUGUGUGUCUUUGUGUCUGUCUCUGUGUGUCUGUCUCUGUGUGUAUUUGUGUCUGUCUCUGUGUGUCUUUGUGGGCCUCUGUCUCUGUGUGUCUUUGUGUCUGUCUCUGUGUGUCUUUGUGUCUGUUUCUGUGUGUAUUUGUGUCCGUCUCUGUGUGUCUUUGUGGGUCUCUGUCUCUGUGUGUCUUUGUGUCUGUCUCUGUUUGUCUUUGUGUCUGUCUCUGUUUGUCUUUGUGUCUGUCUCUGUGUGUCUUUGUGUCUGUAUGUCUAUGUGUGUCUUUGUGUCUGUCUCUGUGUGUCUUUGUGUCUGUCUCUGUGUGUCUUUGUGGGUUUCUGUCUCUGUGUGUCUUUGUGUGUCUGUCUCUGUGCGUCUUUGUGUCUGUCUCUGUCUGUUUUUGUGUCUGUCUGUCUUUGUGGGUCUCUGUCUCUGUGUGUAUUUGUGGGUCUCUGUCUCUGUGUGUUUUUGUGUCUGUCUCUGUGUGUCUUUGUGUCUGUCUCUGUAUGUCUUUGUGUCUGUCUGUCUCUGUGUGUUGAUCUCUGUUAUGUUUACCAUUGUUUUGUGUCUGUCCGUUUCUGUGUGUCUCUGUUAUCGUGUGUGCAUGUCUCCAUCUGUAUGCUUCUGGGUCUGUGUAUCUUUGUCUCCCUGUGUCUUUCUCUGUCUCUCUGGAUCCCCCUGUUUCAUUACGUUUCUCUCUCCACAUGUCUAUUUUUGUGUUCGUAUUUCUCAUUAUGUGUGUGCCUGUAUCUCUGUAUCUCUCUUUGUGUGUCUCUCUCUGUCUUUCACUACAUCUCGAGUCUCUCUCUGUGUGUAUAUCUCUGGAUCUGCCUCUGUUUUUCUUUGUCUACUAAUGUAUGUGCCUGUGUGUUGUUUCUCUCUGUCUCUCUUUCUCUGUGUCUCUCUGUAUCUUUCUCCACCGUUUUGUCUUUCCCUGCCUCUUCUACGUAUCUAUGUGUCUGCCUUUAGUUAUCUUCGUAUGUAUGUCCCCGUAUGUCUGUCUCUUCUUAUACAUUUCACACCUUUUGUUCUCAGCGUCUCUCUCCACGUCUCUCCUACACAUCUUAGUGUUUCUGCCUCUGUGUCUCUGUUGUCAUUUUCAUAUUUACAUCUUAUUGUUUUGUGUCUUAUCUGUCUAUUUAGCGCUGUCUUUCCCUACACCUCUUCAUGUCUAUUUCUGUUCACGUCUCUGACCGUGUUCCACUCUCUGUGACCAUCUCAAUGUAUCUAUCUACCUGUUAGUCUGCGUGUCUCUCUCUCUUUGUCUAUCUGCGUCCCUCGCUGUGUCUCCAUCUCCCUUCGUGUCGCUGUCUUUCCCUGUCUCUCUGUUUCUCUCCGUGUCUCUGCCUCCACGUAUCUCUGUCCUCGCGCCCGUGUCUCUCCACAUGUUGACGUUGUGCGUGUUUCUGUGCCUCUCUUCGUCGGUGCGUCUCCACGUGUCUGCGCGUCUCUCUGCCUGCGUCUGUCUCUCUGGUCGCUAUCUACGUCUCCGUGGAGUUUGUGUAUGGCCCCGAUAUGUAUCGCUCUUCGUGUCUCCGUGUCUCUGCAUCGUUGUGUUUCUUUGCGUCUCUGCCCCCACUUACCGUCUACCCCUGUCGGCAGAGGGCUCUAUUUAAUAUAUUGAGGUGGCUUGCAAUCGCUCACACACCCCACCCCUCGAAGGACUCACAACCGCUUGGUGUUUAAAACUUAAUGACGUGUGCUCGCUCUUGUCAGACAACACGAGAGGAGAACGCUUUGGUGGUUUCAUGUGUGCGUUUAAUAAGUUAGACUAUGCAGUCUACAACGCAGCCCUGUCUUGCACACUACAACAGUUGAACGUGCAUUCUUUAUAUGGUUUGUGUUAAUGUAAAAUGUUCCAUUGGCAUAAGAUUAUAUGUAACAUUUCUGCCAAUUGCAUGUUUAUCAGUUUGCGUCGUAUACAUGUAAGGACAUAUCUGAGCUAUUUUUUCAGACUUUUUUGAACAUGGAAAUACCGUCUACAUGUGACCAAUGGACAACAACAUGCCUUCAUGAACUGAUGAUAACAGUUCCUAUCACAUUCGGCCAUAACAUACAUGUUACAUAUAUGUUACUGUCAUGCACUACUAAAGAGUGAAUUGUUUUUUUAAUGACUAUCUAUACCAGUCUAUCUCAACAUUAACUCAAUGGCCAAUUCUGAAGCCAAAUAAUUAUUUACAGUAAUGUGAUGACAAGUCACAUUAGGAUGAUAAAUGUAAACAUGGCUUUGUAGACGCCUUAAAUUUAUUGGUUUUGUGUAACCGAGUCCUCUGCAUAUUCAACUGUAAUCUGAGCUGAAAUUCAACCUUUCUGGGGAGCCUUGAUGCAUUAGUUAAGUAUUGCAUAGUAGCAUUUUCUGAUAACCCAUCGCCCUUUAUGGCUCUCGCCAUGUAUUAUCAUUUAUUGAUGUAUAUUGCGAGCGGUACACGGUAAUAUUAACUGGGCUCUUGAGCUGGUCCGCGUGUAUCAGCAGGUGAUCUGUACUUUGUGAAGAUGAGAUGAGAUGGUGUUAUUGAGCUUCUGCAGUUCCUUAAAUGUAGCUCUCCGACAAAGGUACUCUUAUUUUUGAAUUGGUGCUGUAUAUUGUAUCGUGUACGAGGUUCUUGAAAAUCGAAAUGCAGAGGUCUUGUGCGUACACGGAGCUGCCACGGUGGCUAAACGAAUGUGGACGUGCGUUUGGAGGGCAUUGCGUGGGUAAGAUGUAUAGGAGCUUGUUACAUAAAUAUGUAAACUAUACUAUAGAGCAAACUACACUCCCCAUUUCUGCAAAAUUACAUGCAAAAAGCAACUAACUUCAACGACGAACUUUUCCCACCACAAGAGCAGAGACUGGCAUCUUCAAAAUGCGACGUGGAAGGGGGGGGGGAUGGAGAAACGUGGAAGAAGAAGAGAAAACAAGUCUCAGCAAUGCAUUGGAUGCAACGGCAGUGGCGAUGACGGAGCCUGUGUCCUGCAGAGGAUAGAGAAUGGCUUUUGGUGAAGAAUAUGCAGAGGUGACGAUGACUUAUUUGGGCUGCUGUAUUGGUAAACGGGUGUAUAUUAUUACCUAUAAGGCAUUUCUAACGUCCUUCGAGUGUGACUGGUGCAAGCUGGUGCCGUUGCUUUUAUAUAAGUGCUUCGUGGUGUUUUGUGCAAUACCGUAUGUGGCUUUAAAUGAUUCUCAAACUG
This is a messenger RNA of Lethenteron reissneri (Far Eastern brook lamprey), 18165 nucleotides long. RefSeq lists its product as uncharacterized. The record is from RefSeq and is a predicted model, not a curated record. NCBI's taxonomy places the organism in Eukaryota, Metazoa, Chordata, Hyperoartia, Petromyzontiformes, Petromyzontidae.